Molecule: messenger RNA, 1291 nt
Organism: Anoplophora glabripennis (Asian longhorned beetle)
Lineage: Eukaryota; Metazoa; Arthropoda; Insecta; Coleoptera; Cerambycidae
Gene: Sgt
Product: small glutamine-rich tetratricopeptide repeat-containing protein alpha
Exons: 7
Coding region: 166-1116 (316 amino acids)
Biological process (GO): post-translational protein targeting to endoplasmic reticulum membrane
Cellular component (GO): membrane; TRC complex
Molecular function (GO): protein binding; molecular adaptor activity
Source: RefSeq, a predicted model, not a curated record
AAAAUAACUUUUGUUACUAUCAUAACCGCAAAAUUUGACAGCAAUGUAUCGUGAUUUAUAAAUUUUACUUCUUGGUAUUUGCAAAUUUUUGGUGUUAUAAGCAACACAUUUAGUAGUAUAUAAGUUUGAUUCAAUAUACAUCACAGAUUCCAGUUUUAAAAGAUUAUGGAGUCUUCUUUGGAUCCAAAAAAGCAGUGUCUUAUAUUAAAUGUAGUAAAUUUUCUGCAAGAUGAACUAGUUAAUGGAAAUUUAAAUGAUGAACGAAAGGAGUCCGUUGAGGUUGCAAUACAGUGCCUUGAAACAGCUUUCGAAAUUGACAAUGAUACGAAAACAAAGUUAGCAUCGGAAAAAUUAGAUCUACUAUCUUUUAUUAAGAUAACACCAAAGGUAGAAAUUACCGAAGAACAGAAAACCGAAGCGGAAUUGUGCAAAACAAGGGGCAAUACUCACAUGAAAAGUUCGUUGUACAAUGAAGCUGUGGCCGAAUAUACAGAGGCCAUUCGAUUGAAUCCGGUGAAUGCAGUUUACUACUGCAACCGUGCAGCAGCUUACAGCAGAUUAGAAAAACAUUUAGAAGCAAUAAAUGAUUGUAAAGAAGCAAUAAAACUAGAUCCUGCCUAUGGCAAAGCCUAUGGUCGUCUUGGUAUCGCAUAUUCAAAUCUGAAUAAAUAUGAGGACGCCCGCAAAGCCUACCUGACGGCUUUAAAGUAUGAUCCAGGGAACACCAUGAUUGAAACCAAUUUGAAAUUAGUUGAAGAAAGAUUGUUUGCAAAUAUGGAAAGUGCAGCACCACCAGAACAUCGACCCUUAGACAUUUCCCAAUUUAUCAACAACCCGAACGUGAUCAACAUGGCUACGCAAAUGUUAAGUGAUCGCAGUUUCAAUAGCAUGUUGAUGCAAAUCAUGUCUUUGGCCGAGUCUGAUCCACAGUUUAAUGCCUUAUUUCAAGUUGGGCAAACAAUGGCGCAGAGAAUGCAAACUGCGGAUCCUGAUAUUGUGGAACGUUUGCGGAGAUCCCUAGACCCCCAAAAUCAGACAUCAGGUGGCUCGCCUGGUGGGGCAAACAGUGAUUCUAAUCCACCAAAAUCUAACGAAAGCGAUAAAAAAACAGAGUGAUAGACUAAUUAUUUAUUGAUUGACCUUUUAUUAUCUACAAAAUGUUAUGGUUUUUAUUGUAAUUCUCUUUUUUUUUUUUUUCAUGGUUACAUAGAUCUUUAUAUAUAUUAAGUUAUAUGAUAAUCAACAAUCACUUAUUAAUUUUACGAUAUUAAAGUUUUAUGGGGAAAAUCUA